This is a messenger RNA of Trametes versicolor FP-101664 SS1, 1086 nucleotides long. It is a transcript of the gene MnP3s, whose product is annotated as manganese-dependent peroxidase. The transcript is spliced from 4 exons. Bases 1 to 1086 code for a protein of 361 amino acids. The record is from RefSeq and is a predicted model, not a curated record. Lineage: Eukaryota; Fungi; Basidiomycota; Agaricomycetes; Polyporales; Polyporaceae. Gene Ontology annotation, molecular function: peroxidase activity; heme binding. Gene Ontology annotation, biological process: response to reactive oxygen species; hydrogen peroxide catabolic process; cellular response to oxidative stress.
AUGGCGUUCAAGCUCCUUGGUUCCUUCGUCUCCCUCCUCGCGGCCCUCCAGGUCGCUAACGGUGCCCUCACCCGCCGUGUGACGUGCGCCACCGGCCAGGUCACCUCGAACGCGGCCUGCUGCGCGCUCUUCCCCGUCAUCGACGACAUCCAGACGAACCUGUUCGACGGCGGCGAGUGCGGUGAGGAGGUCCACGAGUCCCUCCGCCUCACCUUCCACGACGCCAUCGGCAUCUCGCCCGCCAUCGCCAAGACCGGUGUCUUCGGUGGUGGAGGCGCGGACGGCUCCAUUGCCAUCUUCGCCGACAUCGAGACGAACUUCCACGCCAACAACGGCGUUGACGAGAUCAUCGGCGAGCAGGCGCCCUUCAUCGCCCGCCACAACCUGACCACCGCCGACUUCAUCCAGUUGGCCGGUGCCAUCGGUGUCUCCAACUGCCCUGGCGCGCCCCGCCUGAACGUCUUCAUCGGCCGCAAGGACGCGACCCAGCCCGCUCCCGACCUGACGGUCCCCGAGCCCUUCGACGACGUCACCAAGAUUCUCGCUCGCUUCGAGGAUGCCGGCAAGUUUACCCCCGCUGAGGUUGUUGCCCUGCUUGCCUCGCACACGAUCGCCGCUGCCGACCACGUCGACCCCACCAUCCCGGGAACGCCCUUCGACUCCACCCCCGAGCUGUUCGACACCCAGUUCUUCAUCGAGACGCAGCUCAAAGGCACGCUCUUCCCCGGCAACGGCAGCAACCAGGGUGAGGUCGAGUCUCCCCUCGGCGGUGAGCUCCGUCUCCAGUCCGAUGGCCUCCUUGCGCGCGACCAGCGCACCGCCUGCGAGUGGCAGUCGUUCGUCAACAACCAGGCGAAGCUCCAGAGCGCGUUCAAGGCCGCGUUCGCGAAGAUGACCGUGCUCGGCCAGAACACCCGCGCGCUCAUCGACUGCUCGGACGUCGUCCCCACCCCGCCCGCCGCCGCCAGCAAGGCGCACUUCCCCGCCGGCCUCUCCCACCGCGACAUCGAGCAGGCGUGCCGCGCAACGCCCUUCCCCACGCUCCCCACGGACCCCGGACCCGUCACCACCGUCGCCCCUGUGUAA